AUGGCACUACAACGUUUAGGGAACACUGAAAAGCGAUUAAUGAAGAACCAGGAAGUGGGAGAUUCUUACUCAAAGACUAUUGAACAGUAUCUGGAGAAAAGAUACAUACGCAAGAUUAAUCAGGAUGAGGAAAAGUCCGGGAAAUGGUUUCUUCCGCAUUUACCUGUCAUCCGGCCAGAUAAGAGCACAGCAAAGACACGUAUUGUGUUCAACGCAUCAGCAAAGCAUUGUGGUGUCUCAUUAAAUGACAUGAUUCACUGCGGAUCAAAACUUCAAAAUGAACUUUGUGAUGUGUUAAUUAGAUUUAGAUUCAGUGUGGCAAUAGUAUGUGACAUUACAGAAAUUUACUUAAGGAUUAAGGUUCCACAGGAAGAUGGACCUUAUCAACAAUUUCUCUGGCGUUACGUUAAACCAGAAGAGAAACCAGAUGUGUACGAAUUUAGCAAUGUUGUAUUUGGAAUAAAUUCGUUGCCACUUCAAGCACAGUUUGUAGCACAUACCCAUGCUGAGACUAACAGAGAAACUUACCCCAUGGCAGCAGAGACUGUUUUGAAAUCCACCUACAUGGACGAUAGUAUGGAUUCAGUAUCUACCGAGGAGGAUGGAGUCAAACUCUACAGGCAGCUAUCAGCAUUGUGGGAAAAGGCCGGCAUGUAUGCCUGGAAGUGGCGAUCAAACUCAGUGGGGGAACUGCAGCAUAUCCCAACAGAAGAUGUUGUUCCCGAAGUUGACCUGCACGACAACCGUUUAUCAUCCGUAAAAACCCUUGGUGUGCUAUGGAGGGCCAAAUAUGACAUCUUUAUAUUCAAAGCAAAUCCACCAGAGGAUGAUUUUGCUUACACAAGCGGAUUUUCUACGGAUAUCGCAAUGCUGUUAAACCCUUUGGGUUCCUAG
Messenger RNA from Magallana angulata, 894 nucleotides. RefSeq lists its product as uncharacterized. The transcript has a single exon. Bases 1 to 894 code for a protein of 297 amino acids. NCBI's taxonomy places the organism in Eukaryota, Metazoa, Mollusca, Bivalvia, Ostreida, Ostreidae. The record is from RefSeq and is a predicted model, not a curated record.